Molecule: messenger RNA, 1517 nt
Organism: Tripterygium wilfordii
Lineage: Eukaryota; Viridiplantae; Streptophyta; Magnoliopsida; Celastrales; Celastraceae
Product: tricin synthase 1-like
Exons: 9
Coding region: 185-1024 (279 amino acids)
Molecular function (GO): S-adenosylmethionine-dependent methyltransferase activity; O-methyltransferase activity
Source: RefSeq, a predicted model, not a curated record
UGCGAUUCAGUGAAACUUCAUAAACACCUAAACUUCCUCUGAUACUUUUAAAUAAAAUUAUCUAUUAAUUGUUGCUCAAAAUAUAGUUAUUUUCCGGAUCCAAGUCCAACCCGACCCGAAAUUUUCUUUCUCCCCCGCUCUGUUUUGUUUUUGCGCAGAUCGUGUUGUCCUCGAACCAAUUGGAAUGGCGAGCAGCUUAGCCGUUCACCAUUGCAGCUCUGUAUCACGGUGUCAACGUGUUCCGUGGAGACUCAAUGGGUUAGGUUUUCAUCCUUUACUUACCACUACAAGCAGUGUAAUUAGGGCGCAAAAACGGGUUCACCUCUCCAGAACUUACUGCACUGCAAAACCUUUUGUCGUCGCGGAGGACGAGAAGUAUGGAAACAAGCAGGUCAUCAGCGUCACCCCCCGUCUUUACGAUUACAUCCUCUCAAAUGUUCGAGAACCUGAAAUUUUGCGAGAACUGAGGGAGGAGACAGCCAACAUGCGUGGUAGCCAGAUGCAGGUAUCUCCUGAUCAGGCACAAUUGCUUGCUAUGCUUGUACAACUCCUUGGGGCAAAACGUUGUAUUGAAGUUGGCGUUUAUACUGGAUACUCAUCAUUGGCCAUUGCGUUGGUACUACCAGAAUCAGGACGUCUUGUUGCUUGUGAAAGAGAUGCCAAAUCUCUUGAGAUUGCAAGAAAGUACUAUGAUAAAGCAGGUGUUUCACACAAGGUGAUUGUGAAACAUGGAUUGGCAAUGGAUACCCUGGAAUCCCUACUUUUGAAUGGUGAAGCUUGCAGCUAUGAUUUUGCAUUCGUUGAUGCUGAGAAGAGGAUGAAUCAGGAGUAUUUUGAAUUGCUGUUACAGCUGGUAAGGGCUGGGGGCGUCAUUGUGAUCGAUAAUGUUCUGUGGCAUGGGAAAGUUGCUGAUCCAAUGGUUAAUGAUGCUAAGACUCUGAGCAUUAGGAACUUCAAUAAAAAUUUAAUGGAGGACAAACGUGUACCUAUUGGAGAUGGAAUGACAAUCUGCCAUAAAAGAUGAUCUUCAACUGAAAGCUGACUGUGUUUCUUGUUCGAGGACAGUUUCUAUGAUUUGGAACCAUUUAUCGGGUACACAAGGAUUUUUGCACGAGAUGUUUCCUUUAUUAUUUGAUGAAUGAUAGAUAUUUCCUUAUGGCAGUUCUCAAACAGGGCUCCUGCAGUGGAGGUGAGGCCCCUGCAGGGCAGAUGUAUGCAGCCUCCUUGCCAUAUUGGGGAGAGGUUGUCUCUGUUGUUUGAACAUGUGACGCCGAAGUAAUGUUGAAACAUCUCACUGUAACUAUGUCUUUGAGCCUUCUAUUAACUUGAUGGAAGUUUUUUGAUCAAACUUUUCCUACAAAAUUCAACCUCUUGCAGUUGCAUAGUUGUAAACAGAUAGAGGUGACAUGGGCUGUGUUCAUAUUUUUGUUGUCUUGGGGUUGAGAGCAUCUCUUGUUUAUCCCAUUAGAAUAACAUGUUAUAUGCAAGUUGUGUGGAAUACCUUUCUAUUUUCGUUA